Molecule: messenger RNA, 1290 nt
Organism: Phlebotomus argentipes
Lineage: Eukaryota; Metazoa; Arthropoda; Insecta; Diptera; Psychodidae
Gene: wgn
Product: tumor necrosis factor receptor superfamily member wengen
Exons: 5
Coding region: 523-1176 (217 amino acids)
Molecular function (GO): protein binding
Source: RefSeq, a predicted model, not a curated record
UUCAGCGACAAGAGGAGUUUCUCAACUUGAGCACCCUCAAGUGGACUGAAUCUGGCCACAAGAAUCAACACAAGCUCACCGAGGAGCGUCUUGUUGGUGGAGUAUUUUUUUUUUUCUUUUGGUGGAAAAUUCGUAGUGCGACGGAAGGAAAUAUGUAGAGAAUAUUGUGACACAUCCGGAGGCGUUUGUUGUGUUGUUUCCCAUUUGAAACGUGACCAUUGUGCUGUUUUGGACGAAUGACUGACCAAAUGAGGCUUUGAUGGGGAAAUCAGGAGAAAUUGGUGUGAAGUAUUGCAAGCGAAAAAGGUGCAAAUAAGGAGUGAAGAUUCUCACAAGCACAGAAACUCAAGUGUUUCAGUGCAGAAAUAUUGGUUGAUCGACUUUUGGAGAGGUGGAAAAAAAAGGAAGAAAACGCGUCGAGAGACUUUUUGGAGUGUCGAUUGUCUAUUUAUAAUAUCUUGUUGCUGCCGAUAGAAACCAUCAACUGCUGCUGUUGAAGAGCGCGCGCGCGCUUCUGCAACAAUGCUGUCUACGUGGAGGAUCACCAAUAUUCGAUAUUCCGUCUUCUUGGCCGUCGGAUGCCACAUUCUCACAGCCGCAGCCGCGACAGGACCGUGCGAGAAGGGCUCGUGGUGGCAUUCAGCCGAGAAUCGCUGCAUAGUUUGUACGCAAUGCGAGGAAGCCACUCUCAGGAUGUGCCAGCCACACACUGACACCGUUUGCGGCACCUUUCAGGACCUGGGAAUAGAUUCUCACGUCCUUUCCCGGAUAGAUCCCCGACACGAAGCACCCCACGAGCCUUAUUCGGGCUCGAGCACGGAUGACGACCUGGAGGAGUGGAAUUGGCAGGCAACAUUUCUUGCCAUGGCUGCUGUCGCCUGCCUCCUGUUCUUCUUCGCAGCUGCAAUAAUCACUCUUCAGCACGCCCGACAGUGGCGGAUGGAGAGGAAAUUCGAUGCCGACAUGGAGGAGAUGUCAGCACGACUAAUGGCCAAAUUGGCGCAAGUACAAAGUCUCGAGAACAGAACGAUCUUCAUUGAGGAGCCGAGUCUCGAGCGCAUCGGGAAGCCCCUCGAAGUUCACUGUGUCUACCUCGAACAGCUGUUGGCUGGAAAGAACUUCAAGAAGUAUCCUGGCAAGGGAAACGUCUACAUUGAGGAGAACACAUCGAAAUAGCCGCGCGGACGAUCUUAACGGUCUCUCAGUGGGGAGAGAGACGCAAAAUAACAUGUUUUGUACAUUCUGUAAAUACUUUUACACCAUCACAAAGCAAUAAAUGAGAGGAAAAUA